GAAUGUGAAGACUUUUCAAACGUCUCCAUUUCAAUAGAUGGCGCUUGUGCGUUAUACUUGGAUAAAUGAUUAACCGAACUACACGUACAAGAGUUAGUAGGAAAGGGGACCGUUGCUUUAAGAUGAAGAUUGUAGAAAAUUUUUAUUUUGUGUUAUUAUGUUAAAUUCCACAAGUACCUGAAGUAUAUAAAUAGCAGUUGAUUCUGAAUAUCUGUACAAAAAACUUUGUGACUUCCUUUCGAUAGUUUGUGGAGAUAUUGGGAGAUGUUGUCCACUCUCUCCUCUUUUCAGACUCAGUUAGCUUCCAUCAUGGAAACACUUGUGCAAACAGCUGUAUUAGAGAUAAGCAAACUGGUGGAUGUGGAGUGUGAAGUGUUGUUGUCGGAGGUGUCCCGCAGCCGCAGUGAGAUUAGCGCUCUGAGGAAGAGACUGAGGCUGAUGGAGGUCCAGCCGUGGACAAACACUGGACAAACACUCACAGAGACUUUCACGUGUGUUAAGAGUGAAUGUGGCCAAGAAGCGAUACACAAUCAUUUGAACAGGCGUAAAGGCCCAUCAGGAGACGUCCCAGUAGUAAUUCACCAACACCAAGACAGUCCACAGCAGAAGUGUGAUGUAAACCAGCCAAUUAGUAUGGUAAAGCAGGAGCAACAGGAAGUAGAUGUUUCGAUUGGUCAAGACAACAGUCAAGAACCCAGUGUGGUGAAGCUGUGAGCCUGUCACCCAUCAAGGAUGUUCACAAAUCUGUUCCUUGUGUUAAAAGAGGAAAUAGAGAAAACGCAACCACAAGAGUCCCAUCUAAAGCAGAAUCACCAGAACUGAACCGAAACACCUCACCUGGAACAAUAACAGUGAACCAGACCAUGCCAAACGGUGAACCAAACACUUCUUUCAGUCACACACAAAGUUUAAGUGCAUCAAGAACAUCAAGUCUCAACACUAUUUCAGGAGACAAGCGUUUUGUUUGCUCCUACUGUUCAAAGAGGUUCAGGUGUUUUAGUCAACUUACAAUACAUCAGCGAAGUCACACAGGUGAGAAGCCGUACAGGUGCACGCUUUGUGGGAAGAGGUACAUUCAGAAAGGACACCUGUACACCCAUCAGCGCACUCAUACCGGAGAGAAGCCAUAUCGAUGUUCGCUCUGUGGAAAAGGCUUUAUUCAGAAAUGCACUCUAGACAUGCAUCUGCGAAGUCACACUGGAGAAAAACCCUACACCUGUACAAAAUGUGGGAAAGGGUUCACCACCAAAUUUAAUCUUAACAAACACCUGUCAUGUCAGACUUGCACCAACAUUAGUUAAUAACAAUAUACUUGAGUAAAUGUGCUGAUAUUAGUUUCGAACUGCAUUGAUUUGCACUCUUAUGAUCACAGAGAUGAUUUUAAAAAAUGUAAGGUUUAAUAAAAAGUUUGAUUCAUGUGGCAUCAGAUUGACACUAAAUACAAAAUCAUGUCUAAAAACAGUGAAACUUGUUCUUAUUUAUUUAUUUAUUGAUUGAUUUAUUGAUUUACACUACCAGUCAAAAGUUUUUGAACAGGAAGAUUUUUAAGGUUUUUAAG
Messenger RNA from Labeo rohita (rohu), 1558 nucleotides. RefSeq names its product zinc finger protein 81. NCBI's taxonomy places the organism in Eukaryota, Metazoa, Chordata, Actinopteri, Cypriniformes, Cyprinidae. Bases 265 to 714 code for a protein of 149 amino acids. The transcript is spliced from 4 exons. Gene Ontology annotation, cellular component: nucleus. The record is from RefSeq and is a predicted model, not a curated record.